CUGCCAUUAAUGUUUGUCGAUUGUUAUGUGGUGCCCUCUCUCUCAAUUUUAGAAAAGUAAGUCCCUUGGAUUUUGUUCGAGUCUGCAUCUCCAAACCUCCUUCUCCUUCCUCGGUAAGCAAUUUUUCUUGAGCUGUUUACUGUGCACUAGCGUCGAUGAUAAUUUACAGUUGCCCGUUCACUGCAAGAUCAACUUAUUGUUAGAACGCGAUUGACUUGUUUAUUAAGGGUUUAUUUUCUUUCUAGUUAAUAGCUUUACAUUGAUGAGUAAAUAGCUCACCACGCUUAGAGUUGUUUGUGGUUUUAUCAUUUUUGGGUAUAUGAUGGUUGCUUCAUUGCUCAAUGGAGCUGAGAAUCUCAAACUAAUUAGUGGCAUAACACCAUCUGGGCUACGCUAUGUAGGGUCAAAUUUCCAUAUUAGUUGUUUCCCCAAGAAAAAUUUAGUAUCCUACAGUUGGAAUACACAAGGCUCCAGAAUCUUAGCUGCCAGAUGCAGUAUGUCAUCCUCAAGGCCCGCUUCACAGCCGAGGUUUAUACAGCAUAAGAAAGAGGCAUUUUGGUUCUACAGGUUCUUGUCUAUUGUGUAUGAUCAUAUCAUAAACCCUGGUCACUGGACUGAAGAUAUGAGAGAUGAGGCACUUGAGCCAGCUGAACUUAACAAUAGGGGUUUGAUAGUAGUAGAUGUUGGUGGUGGCACUGGGUUUACUACUUUGGGUAUUGUUAAGCAUGUGGAUGCCAAGAAUGUCACAAUUCUUGAUCAGUCACCUCAUCAGCUUGCCAAGGCUAAGCAGAAGGAGCCCUUGAAGGAAUGCAAGAUAAUUGAAGGAGAUGCAGAGGAUCUUCCUUUCCCUACUGAUUAUGCACAUAGAUAUAUAUCUGCUGGGAGCAUUGAGUAUUGGCCGGAUCCACAGCGCGGCAUCAAGGAAGCAUACAGGGUACUGAAGAUAGGAGGAAAAGCCUGUAUUAUAGGUCCUGUGUAUCCAACCUUUUGGCUGUCUCGCUUUUUUGCUGAUAUGUGGAUGCUCUUCCCCAAGGAAGAGGAGUACAUUGAAUGGUUUAGAAAGGCUGGGUUUACGGAUAUUGAAUUGAAAAGAAUUGGCCCAAAAUGGUACCGUGGUGUUCGUCGACAUGGCUUGAUUAUGGGUUGCUCUGUAACUGGAGUUAAGCCAUAUUCUGGAGAUUCUCCCCUGAAGGAAAAUUCAUCAAGUAGAUAGCAUCCUCUUCUGGCAGACCAAAGGCAAUUAUGGCCAAGACGUUUUAUUUGUAAGGUCUGCUUACCAGAACGCUUUGAACAAUACAGAAGUGUUGUUCCAAACGCGUUGACACGAAAAGUGAAAUUGAAUUCACGGUUCUUUGCAGUGCAUGGGGACCCAAAUAAUCGCCUUUAGAUUAUUAUUGGCAAAAUCUCAUUAAUCUCAAAACAACAGAACCAUCUUGUGUUCCAAUUCGUUCAAUUUUCCGGCAAAUUAUCUGAAAAAUUGUAACUCAAACAUGGCGAAUAAUCCAAAUCCAAUAUAAGAUAUAGUUGGUCACCUUGGCAUUGGACUAUUCACCAGUAUAUUGGACCUAGUGAUUUUCAAAUGAUAAACUUUAACAAUGUGAGUAGUCCAACGCCAUGUUAGUUAAAAAGUUGCAUUGUUCAGAAUCCAAGUGCAAUGCCAAUCGUUGAGAAUCCAAGUCCUAAUUCUGUAGUAUCUACGUCCUAAUUCAUUUAUUUGUUUUUGUUU
Messenger RNA from Manihot esculenta (cassava), 1726 nucleotides. Its product is annotated as 2-methyl-6-phytyl-1,4-hydroquinone methyltransferase, chloroplastic. Bases 320 to 1213 code for a protein of 297 amino acids. The transcript has 3 exons. Gene Ontology annotation, molecular function: 2-methyl-6-phytyl-1,4-benzoquinone methyltransferase activity. NCBI's taxonomy places the organism in Eukaryota, Viridiplantae, Streptophyta, Magnoliopsida, Malpighiales, Euphorbiaceae. Gene Ontology annotation, biological process: methylation. The record is from RefSeq and is a predicted model, not a curated record.